Molecule: messenger RNA, 2293 nt
Organism: Leptonychotes weddellii (Weddell seal)
Lineage: Eukaryota; Metazoa; Chordata; Mammalia; Carnivora; Phocidae
Source: RefSeq, a predicted model, not a curated record
GUGACUCAGGGCCUUUGGGCUUAAAGGCGCCGCGGCCCUCCGGGGGCGGCCGGUGGGGCCUCCAGGCUGCGCUGCGGACUCCGGUGGCCUCGAGUGUAUGUCCAGACGGGAGCCCACGGGUCGGAGGGGCGCCUCGGCGCCAGGAAUACUUCCUUCUCCCGCAGCCGUCGCACGUGAGACCCGAAGCCGCCGGCGCAGGGAGCUCACGCGCUUCGCAGCGCCCCCCGCGAGUCUAGAAGAAGAAGCCGGGAGGAUAAAAGAUUGCUGGGACAACCAGGAAGCACCUGCGCUCUCCACGUGUAGCAAUGCCAAUAUCUUUCGAAGGAUAAAUGCCAUAUUGGAUAAUUCUCUGGAUUUCAGUAGAGUCUGCACUACACCCAUAAACCGAGGAAUUCAUGAUCAUUUGCCAGCAGACUUCCAGGACUCUGAAGAAACAGUUGCAAGCAGGAUGCUUUUCCCCACCUCUGCGCAAGAUUCUUCCCGGGGCCUCCCAGAUGCAAAUGACUUGUGCCUUGGCCUGCAGUCCCUCAGUCUCACAGGCUGGGACCGACCCUGGAGCACCCAGGACUCGGAUUCCUCAGCCCAGAGCAGCACACACUCGGUACUGAGCAUGCUUCACAACCCACUGGGCAAUGUCCUGGGGAAACCCCCCUUGAGCUUCCUGCCUCUGGACCCCCUUGGAUCUGACUUGGUGGACAAGUUUCCAGCACCCUCAGUUAGAGGAUCCCGCCUGGACACCCGGCCCAUCUUGGACUCCCGUUCUAGCAGCCCUUCUGACUCAGACACCAGUGGCUUCAGUUCUGGAUCGGAUCAUCUCUCAGAUUUGAUUUCCAGCCUUCGCAUUUCCCCUCCCCUGCCCUUCCUGUCUCUGACGGGGGGUGGUCCCAGAGACCCUUUAAAGAUGGGGGUUGGGUCCCGGAUGGACCAAGAGCAAGCUGCUCUUGCUGCGGUCAGCCCCUCCCCAACCAGUGCAUCCAAGAGAUGGCCAGGAGCUUCUGUGUGGCCAUCCUGGGACCUCCUCGAAGCUCCCAAAGACCCCUUCAGCAUCGAGAGAGAGGCCAGGCUGCACCGGCAAGCUGCAGCUGUGAAUGAAGCCACUUGUACCUGGAGUGGCCAGCUUCCUCCCCGGAACUACAAGAACCCCAUCUACUCUUGCAAGGUGUUCCUAGGAGGUGUUCCUUGGGAUAUUACGGAAGCUGGAUUGGUUAACACCUUCCGUGUUUUUGGCUCUCUGAGUGUGGAGUGGCCUGGUAAGGAUGGCAAGCACCCCCGGUGUCCUCCCAAAGGUAAUAUGCCUAAAGGGUAUGUGUAUCUGGUCUUCGAACUAGAGAAGUCUGUCCGGGCCUUGCUUCAGGCUUGCUCUCAUGACCCGCUGAGCCCAGAUGGUCUGAGUGAAUAUUAUUUCAAGAUGUCCAGCCGAAGGAUGCGCUGCAAGGAGGUGCAGGUGAUCCCCUGGGUCUUAGCUGACAGCAACUUUGUCCGGAGCCCAUCUCAGAGACUCGACCCUAGCAGGACGGUGUUCGUCGGUGCCCUGCACGGGAUGCUCAACGCCGAGGCCCUGGCAGCCAUCUUGAACGACCUAUUUGGUGGAGUGGUGUACGCUGGGAUUGACACAGAUAAGCACAAGUAUCCCAUUGGGUCUGGUCGUGUGACUUUCAAUAACCAGCGUAGUUACCUGAAAGCAGUCAGCGCUGCUUUUGUGGAGAUCAAAACCACCAAGUUCACCAAGAAGGUUCAGAUUGACCCCUACCUGGAAGAUUCUCUGUGUCAUAUCUGCAGUUCUCAGCCUGGUCCUUUCUUCUGUCGAGAUCAGGUAAGUCCCCUGGGCACUUGAGAUGUCUAGGAAGUCCCUGCCCUCGAUUUAAAAUUGUCAUGCCACAUUUGUCCCUAGGUUGGUGCUCCUGGGGUUGUCUAAGAAAGCACAAAGGAAGCAGCAGUCAUGUUCCCUGAUGGUCAGACCAGGGGAAACAAGCCCUUGGAAAAGCUUGUUAAGUCUUGAUACCUUGGCCUUCCCCUUGCUUGUGGCACGACCACCAACAGGAUGUCUUUGUGGAUGGGAGGAACCUGGGUGGGUAUGGUCAGCAGCACCUGAGCCUGGCACAGUAGUUCUAACUCAGGCCUUUCUCCACUGAUCUUUCCCUACUCAAGGACCCCUUCCUCACUUGUGAGCCUCUGGACUCUUGAUAUUUAUACCUGGUUUCUAUCCACAGUUGUCAGAAGUGGGCAGCUUUCUGUUGAAUGUUCCUGGGUGGUGGGAGCAGGGCUCUGGGUGUGUUUGGGCAGUGUUUCUCUU